UAAAUCCAGCCCCCAAAUGCUUCUGUGGGCCUGAUUGCUCGCGCGUCACUGCGCGGGAGCGUGAGGAGAGGCGUGGAGCUUUGUGACAACAUGGGUGGACGUAAAAACAGCUGGCCCCGCAGCCUGCGUCUCCAAAGAAGACUCGAACCUCCGCCAGACGCCGGCGGCUGCCAGGAUGGGUGGCGCCCGAGCUGGAAGGCGGCGGCCGUGCCUGUGCGGGCUGCUGCUGCUGCUGCUCUGCAGAGCCGAGGCCGCUCGCCUGGAGGGGGCCGCUGCUGGCCCCCGACGGCCCGGACGGCGUGCCUAUGCAGGAAGGGGCGGAAGUAAAGGCAAACAGCCUCCCGACUUUCCUGGCACGGUGGCGUGAAUGGGCCGCCCAGGGUGGCGCCGCGGCCCUCGUCGGAGGGGGCGGGGACGCCAGCAAGGUGGCCAAGCGGCAGGAAGACCCGCCCCUUCACCAGCCCCCACGCCGAGAGAAAGCGGAGAAAACACGCUGCAAGAAUUUCUUCUGGAAGACCUUCUCCUCCUGCAAAUAACCCCCACCCCGCAUGUGAAAUGCAUCGAUGUACCCAAAUAAAGCAUAUUAAAUAGCCGGGGUCUUU
Perognathus longimembris pacificus (Pacific pocket mouse) is the source of this 602-nucleotide messenger RNA. RefSeq names its product cortistatin (gene Cort). NCBI's taxonomy places the organism in Eukaryota, Metazoa, Chordata, Mammalia, Rodentia, Heteromyidae. The record is from RefSeq and is a predicted model, not a curated record. Bases 306 to 536 code for a protein of 76 amino acids. The transcript has 2 exons. Gene Ontology annotation, molecular function: neuropeptide hormone activity. Gene Ontology annotation, cellular component: extracellular region. Gene Ontology annotation, biological process: regulation of cell migration.